This is a messenger RNA of Carcharodon carcharias (great white shark), 5702 nucleotides long. RefSeq names its product proteinase-activated receptor 2-like. Bases 269 to 1291 code for a protein of 340 amino acids. Lineage: Eukaryota; Metazoa; Chordata; Chondrichthyes; Lamniformes; Lamnidae. Gene Ontology annotation, molecular function: A1 adenosine receptor binding; G protein-coupled UTP receptor activity. Gene Ontology annotation, biological process: G protein-coupled receptor signaling pathway. Gene Ontology annotation, cellular component: plasma membrane. The transcript is spliced from 3 exons. The record is from RefSeq and is a predicted model, not a curated record.
CCUCACGUAUUCUGCUGGACCUUGGAAUAGUGUCACAAAGUACAGAGAGCACCUGUUUACUGAAACCUGCUUCACAACUUGAACACCUCACAAGCAAGCUGCUUUCCCCAGUUGAUGCGAUAUCUGGCUGUAAUCAGACAAAAGCGUUUCUUCACGUUCAGCGACACUACCAUCGAAUGAGGAAUUUGGAACUCAGACUGGGUUAGGAUAGCGUAGCCUGUCACAGCUCCGAAUAUUCUUGGUGAGACAAAAUAUACAAGAGUGCUGAAUGGCGACAGAAAUCAACAAACUCAUGAAUACGCUAGUGAACUUAACCAACAUUUCCCAGGAAUGCAACCUGACAGCCGGCCGGUUGGAGAGGGUGGUCCUUCCGAUCUUGUACUCUGUCAUUAUUUUUGUCGGGGUGCCAGCCAACUUCAUGGCUCUAUGGAUGCUUUUGCAGCAUGACAGAAAGCAUGGUAUUCUCAUUUACCUGAUGAACCUUGCCAUGGCUGACCUGAUCAGUUGCCUGGCACUCCCCUUCAGAGCAGCAUUGCUUCUCAUGGGAGACACCUGGAAGGAGAGUUCGCCUACAUGCACCAUUGUGAUGAUCAUCAUUAACUUCAGUUUCUACUACACUGUGAGCUGCAGCACCAUUUUUCUUGCUUUUAUCAGCAUCAGCCGAUAUGCCAUGAUUGUAAAGCCCAACAACAGGCAGCUGAACAAGUUCUAUGAUACGAGCUUUGCACGACUUGCCUGUGCCAUCACGUGGAUAACAACAGCAAUCCCCCUUCUUUCACUGAACAUAAACUACUUCAUCAAAGAAGUAAACUUCAAUAACGUGGAUUCCGUGUGUUAUAACAUGCAGUUGCAAUAUGGUAAAGCAGUGUCUGCCAAUGCUUUUGUUACAGUUGCUGUAAUGUUCUUGAUUAUUUUAGCCAUGUUUGCCUUUUCUUAUGCAUCGAUAGCUCUGCACCUGUGCACAGUGAGAAGGAAAAGAAUAAGUCAGCACAAUCGAGUGAUCCACAUUCGAGCACAGAUGAUCAUCAUCGCGGCCAUGACCGGAUUCAUCGUCUGCCAUUUGCCGUAUCACAUUUAUCAGAUCGUCACUGGGCUGCUCAGACUGAAAAGUGACAACUGCCAUCACCUCCUGGAAACUCAUCCCGUGAAACUGAUAACACUAUGGUUCGUUUCACUGAGCAGCUGUCUGAAUCCUAUUCUGUAUUUCCUACUCUCAAAAUCCUUUGUGGAGAACAGGUCAAGGAGAAGGACCACAUCAAAGAAGAAGUUGACAUCUGAAAUUACUUCUUAAGUAUAGGCCCACAGGAGAGCAAACAAAACCUUUAGUUCCUUGGUGGCAAGGCUCUCAGGCCUUUGUAUUAAUGUCCCGAUGAACUUAUUAUCUUUAAAAGAAUCACUAUUGGAAAGCACAUCACCAAACUCCAAAUGUGUCCUUAAUGAUCUAGUCACUGGGACAGAUAAUAAUGUCACUGUGUCAUCAAUCAAACCUCCUCAGAUAAAUUAUUUUUACUUAGGCAAAAAUAGAGAAAUGAACAAACUCAGCAACUACCUGAUGGUCAAAAUUGCCUCCCUGAAAAAAACUCAGCUGGUGCUUGGUGUAUGGACAAAAACUUUUCAGGAGCCAGACUCUCCCAGGAAAGACCAGCAGCCUUUCCAAAGUCAGUGUAACAUUAUUACCCCUAAAACAGGAGUAAACUGAGGGGGGAAAGAAAAUUAGUUUGGAAAAUUAAAGAAAACCACCAAGACACAAAUGAGGCGGAGUUAGAAUAUCACUGAGGGAUUAAACUUCUCUGGUGCUUUCUGCAGUAUUCAUAAUAUCAUGAAAACUAUUAAGAUGGAACAGCUGUGUCCUUUCACCAGUUUUCACUGAACUGUGUUGAAUGUUGCUUAGCUGUAAUAUGCUUAUAUAGAAGAAAAAUGGUGAUAACGUAGUUAUAUCCGACCCAGAGAAAUGACAAAGCUUUACCCAAGUGUUUCGGAAGUAAAGAGAUCAUUACUUCCAGAUUGUUGGGAGGCAGUAGUGCUUGGAGGGCUGAGUAUUACCAAUGGACAAGAACAACUGUGUCGUUAAAAAUAGAGGGGGCCCAUAUUUAUUUGAGACAGAAAGGUAAAGUCAUCAAUCCGGCAUCAUUACCGUUGUCAGUUUGCCUCUCCAGAACCCAAACCAUUCAAGCCUUCCAGGCCUACAAUUAGUCAAAUUUCCUAAAAGGACUAAUUUUUUUAAAAUUCCUGCAAUCCAAGAAUUCAUCUUUGGAGUGUCAUCCUUUAUAUCGAUUCUGACCAAGUGCUUGAAAAGCUUCUCAGAAGUUGCUUCCCUAUCAGAAUUUGGCAUAAGGGUUGGGUUUCAGGAUGCAUUGACAUGUGGGCAUUGUGCAGGUUAAUCCAGUACAUCAGGCAGCAUGUGUGACAGUGUCACUCAUGCAGUAUACAUGCAUCUGUGCAUUAACUUAGACCUGGCCAAAUUCUUUUAGAUGCAGGUCAGAAUCAGGAAGAAGUGAGUUUCUACCUAUCUGCCAAUCUGGAAAGAUCCAAGGUUUUAUUAGUUGAGAACAUUAAACAAUGACUUUAAAGGUUUCCAACCUUAAGGAUUUACUUCAGCAUGAACAAACAGGAAAACAGAACACAGAGGGGGAGAAAUAUGUUUUUGUAACACCAAUAGCACAGACUUGCAGUAGUUCCCCUGGAACAUGCAGCACUAACUCUAAGUGUUCUUCUAUAAAAUCAAUGAAGAAACUGGAAGCUGUGCUUCCCAAAUUUCUCACCCAGAACCUGCCUGUGACCCUAUUUAGAGUGAAACAGUAAAGCUGAUUUUCCUGAACCAGCUCAAUCAUUUAUCCAGGAUCUCUCCAUGACCAUUGGCUGGAAAGCCACAAUUAACCAUCAUUAGAUGUGCCUAUUUACUAUUCUGAUAUUAUGUUUGCUUGUAUCUUCACUGAAAGAUAAAAUAAUUACCUUGUAGGUUAAUGUUAGAACACACCCAGAUCUAUAAGAGAUUAAAGGGGUAAUUUUCAAUGGCUCCUUUAGAUGGUAAAAGUCUCUGAGAUGCCCAAAACGGGGCCUGAAGUUGAAAUGCUGGUUUUGCAUUUAAAGCGAGGCGCUAUCUUGGUAAAGUUAUUUGUUAGAAAUGGCCUCCUAGAGGACUGUUAAGAGGCUGAUUGUCACUUAAAUUGCUUGCUAAAUAGGCUGUGUGACAUUUUGGUGGACAUGGUUUGACCUAAAACCCUCUCCUAACAAUGACCAGCUAAAAAGGGGUAAAUAAGUCAUUGCAAUGGCUUUUGAGAGCUACCAGCAGGUAUACCACCUUUUGCUGUUCACUUGCUGUUGGAGGGUUGAAGAGGACUUUUGAAACACAUCAGGGCACUUUCUAUGACAAUUUGUCAAGGAUUCACCAACACGCUAUCAACAUUCUGAAAGUUUUGAGAGAACUUCAGCUCUAAAGAGGAAAUGCUGUUUUACUCCACCUUCUAGGAGAUUGCCAGGAGCCUCCAGCUUGAUCCUGGACAUCUUUCCAGGUGUCCUCCUUGAUCUGCAGGAGGAAUGGGAGGAAGGCAAGAGGCCAGGGAGACCAGUACCAGCUACUACAGGAGAGAGUGACAGGAGGCCAAGGUGUACUCCUUCCACCCUGUGUACACAGAACAACCAUUCUCCUCUGGGCCUCCUCCACCAGGAACCCGAGGGCAGUGUUUGAGAAUCUGUGCACCCUCUUCCUCAAUCCUUGAGUGAUCCUGCCAUAAUGUGUCAGUGGAAGUGGGUAUGUGAAACCCACACUUAUUGCUUCAUGAAGAUUGGUUUUAAUCAGUACUUGAGUGCUGAACCUGCAGGUUUCUGUUUUAACACCUUGAAGCAAGCUCAACUUGUGCUAAUUAGCAAUUGGGACCAAAAUUGGACACAAAAACCAGACUUUCAAAUAGUUGUUAAUAAUGAAACAAAAUUUUGCAGCUGCUGGCAUUCAGAAAUAAAAACAGAAAGUGCUAGAAAUCUCUACAGGUCUAAAAACAUCCGUGAGAAAAGCAGAAUUAAUGUUUCAGGCCGAUGAUCUUUCAUCAGAAUGUAAACUGCUUCCAAAGAAAUGUCAUCGAUGGGAAACAUCGGGCUAAAUUUUAGUUCCUGGGUCCUGAUCCCGAAGCCAGGCUGAAUUCCAGGUCAAGAUCUCAGAUGUGGCCUUGGUGGGAACUUGACAGAGAUUUUCGAAGAGGCAGCCAAUUUCCAGGCUGCCUCCCAAAGCCCCAUCCAAUCAAAGAGAAUGGGCCGGCCUCACAACCAGCAUUGCCAAUGGGAGCGGCCAAGGCUCUGGGCAGUUCUCAGUCCUACCAGGAGAGCUGGGUACUGGUGCUGUAGGUCGGGGACUGUUAGGGGCCUCAAGCUGGAGGCUCUCUCAGAAGAAAGACUCAUAAAUAUUUCAAAAUAUACUGUGGCCACAGCAGCCAAGCUCUCAUCGCAGACCAGGAACUGCUACACAGGAUGGCCUGGGGCUGUAGCUGUGACUGUGGCCCUCCCAGGGCUGCUUUGCAGGAUGCACCUCUGACUCCCCUGCUCUUCCACCAGGAGGCAGUCACCAUGCCAUUGAUGGGCUCCAGGCACAUCAGGUAGGGGGCUGUCUGGAAAAUUGACACACUUGGCACCUUAAUUGACCCAAUCGGCUACCCGCUGCUGGCGGGUUGGUAACUUUCAACCCUCAGCAUCCACCUCCUUAAACAUGCCUACAUCCCGGCCCUCCAGGCAGUAAAGCAAAAUUACCGCCACACCCUCCCCUGAGCCUGCCUCCACUGCAGAAUGAAAACCCAGCCCUGGAACUGUUUCCUGGCCUGCUGAGUACUUCCAACAUUUUCCGUUUUUAUUUCAAAUAGUCUUAUUACCACGGUGCCCAUUUAGCACGCUUUUCACCCUUUCAUAAAAAUAGCCCCCCGACAGUCAUUAGUCUGACCACCACAAGUAAAAUGAGUUCUAACUUUUACCAUGUAUACGCCCUCACAGCUCACUGCUUCAGUAUGCGAACAUGGUGUGUGCUUAAUCUUGCAUUCAAAAGACUGUUGUUGGUCCUGGGAAGAUGUGUUAAGGAAACAUCUGUGACGGAUAGGGAGAUUUUUUUGCGAAUCUGUUUGAGAUGUGGCUGGUCACAGUUGUUUGAACUGGAAUAUAAAUGUAUUCACGGUGUGAUAGCCAUGAUCUUCCAUAUUUUAUCAGGAGGUAAAGUGUUAUUCAUUUGCAAAUUGUUUUGAUGUAAAGAGAGUAGAAACAACAUAGACUGUCUAUUUUUGCCCUCGAAAUAAAUUUAAAGUAAGAACGCUUGGCAACAUACAUAUAUAUAUUUUUGUCUGGCAUGCAGUUUAGGCUCAGGAUACAAUAACAUUAAUUUGAAAACGCUUUGUCCAAUUACGGAGGACAUCUUUUUAAAUUUCCCAUGUCUGGAGUUGAACUUGAAAGGACUUGAGAUGAAUCAUCCUGAGCACUUGAAAGGACUUGAGAUGAAUGUGGAAAGUUUAUGUGGGAAAAUGAAAGUUCAUGUACAAACUGUAUUGUGGACGCUGCUCCAGAUUUAGCAUUAUUAAGGUUAUUAAUAAAGUGUGGCAUUUUUGUAUUACUAUUGUAGCUCAAGAGGUAUAAUUUAAAAGUUAUGUAAUCAAGAGACGCCUGCUGUACUGAUUUCCUGCUAUUGCCUACUUUUUAUUUUUAAUAAACUGAUACAUAGUUUGCAGCCUAAA